Molecule: messenger RNA, 1734 nt
Organism: Anoplopoma fimbria (sablefish)
Lineage: Eukaryota; Metazoa; Chordata; Actinopteri; Perciformes; Anoplopomatidae
Gene: wdr73
Product: WD repeat domain 73
Exons: 8
Coding region: 51-1190 (379 amino acids)
Biological process (GO): cytoplasmic microtubule organization
Cellular component (GO): spindle pole; cytosol
Molecular function (GO): protein binding
Source: RefSeq, a predicted model, not a curated record
CACAACCCGGAAGUAAAACAUAAACAGGAACACGUGGGUUUGAGGCUGAGAUGGAGGAGACAGACUGUAAUGAUGUGUUGGAUGACUGGUUCAUCGAAUCCCUGAAAACGUACACAGAUCUCCAUGUGUAUCAGCUGGAACAUCCCACACAGGUCUUGGAGUGGACGUCAGGGAGGACCGUGUGUGUCGCAGGAUACAACCCGACUAAAAAUGAAAUCCUGGAGCUGAACUUGCCUCUGAAACUGUUUGCUGAUGAAAACAAGGGUCUCUGUGCAGAAAGGGACUUCAAAGUUGUCCACGGUGGGUUCACAGACGGUCCUGUCCGCUGCCUCAGACACGUCCCAGGAACAAGGUGUGUCGUUACCAACGACGGGCUGAGCUCAGACCUGCAGGUGUGGAGCGUCGGAGGAGACGACAGCGACGUGAUCAGAUUAACGGGGCGCGUCGAGGGGAGGAAGAGGGAGAAGAGGAGGAUUAGUGUUUCAGAAGGAAGCUGCAGGAUCGCAGCUCGACUCUCGUCACAAGUUCUUCAUGGAGCUCAGAGCAGCGACGUCCAGCUGACUGAACUGACCUCAGGACAGAUUCUAUACUCGCUAGAGACGGACUCAGAUGAUCCUCUGAGUUCUUUACAUUUUGUGUCAGACGCCGUUUUCCUCGCCGGCUGCUCGAACGGGAACGUUUACGUCGCCGACACUCGGACGUCUGCUGCUCCUCAGCUCUACCCGCCGCCGGCGUCCUCAGGUGAAUCCGUCCUCUGGUGGACGGACGCCUCCACCUGCAGCGUCGUCAGACUCUCCUCGUCUGGACUGGCGGUGAUUUCAGACCUGAGGAACCCCGGAGGAGCCGUGAGUCGUACUCAGCUGGACGUCCAAUCAGGUCGCUGCAACCCGGAGGUCAGCGUGUCGUGGGCUCCGGCGCUGGACGACUGUAUCGCAGUGUCAGGUUUCAGUGGAUCAGUUCAGAUCUACAACACAUCGCUCUGGACGACGGCGCCGCAGCAGGAGGUUCAUCCGCUGUUUGAGCAUCGCGGUCACGCCGUUUCCUCGCAGUCCGGCGACGACGUCUUCAUCACCGCCCACGUCUGGCAUCCCGAUCGACCGCGGACGCUGCUGUCUGCGGCCUCGGACGGAUCCGUCCACGUCUGGGACUGGGUCGACCAAUCAGCUCAGGAGAAGGAUGAAAAGAGCUGAUGUCACCACUGAGGGACAGCUCGAUGGAUUUACCUUUUACUGAAAACAUGAAAACAAAAGGAGAACUGAUCUCCUGAUUAAGCAGAUAAAAACAAGAAUUAUGGUGUGGUGUUGUAUUCAAUACCUUCCUGUAUAUUUAGGCUCCAAACUGACCCUUAAAGGACCAUUUCUUCUGUAAAAACCUGUAUUUAAACUGUUUACUGUGUUUCUGCAACAAGAAGAAGCAGUUGAGGUUUUGCUAUUUUGAAAUCUCUAAAAAGCUGAAAAUAAGUAGCUUUCCCCUCUAUUGCAUCGGAGAGAAACAUCUUCAUGAACAGAUAACAACAGAGGGAAAUAAAAUAUGGGGUGACCCAUUUAAAAUGUAAAUACUGAAAACAUCUGUGUCCCAACAUGAAAACAUCUGUGAUUCAGUGAUGCAGCGAUAUCCGACUCUGAGAACAAUGAGUGAAGUGAGUCACAUGUAAAAGUUAGUUUCAGGUCAGAAGAUGUUGAAAUGUUUUUUAGGAUCUUUUGUUUGUAAAAAAAAUUUUUUAAAUAAAACAUU